This is a messenger RNA of Aspergillus melleus, 1461 nucleotides long. RefSeq names its product phytoene desaturase family protein. Gene Ontology annotation, biological process: carotenoid biosynthetic process. NCBI's taxonomy places the organism in Eukaryota, Fungi, Ascomycota, Eurotiomycetes, Eurotiales, Aspergillaceae. Gene Ontology annotation, molecular function: oxidoreductase activity. The record is from RefSeq and is a predicted model, not a curated record. The transcript has 2 exons. The coding region runs from base 1 to 1461 and encodes 486 amino acids.
AUGCCUGAGAUCUUUGUCGAGACUUUUCAGGAUCUCGGAACUUCAAUGACCGAAGAAGGCCUGGAUAUGCUAAAAUGCGACCCGAAUUAUCGCAUCUGGUUUGCCGACGCUGACACGGUCGAACUGUCAUCUAAUCUGUCUCAGCUCAAGCAAGAGAUCCAGCGUCACGAAGGCCCGGACAGUUUUCCUAGAGUAUGCGCGUUUAUAUCGGAGGCAGGGAUAUACUAUGACUCGGCUCUCAAGUAUGUUCUCCACCGAAACUUUCCGUCCAUACUGAGUCUGCUGCAGCCCAGGGUUCUUCUGGGAUUGCUGCGCAUGCGACCGUGGACCACAGUCUACGGUAGGGCCUCUCAGUAUUUCCAUUCUGAUAAGAUGCGAAGGGCAUGGACAUUUGGAUCAAUGUACUUGGGUAUGAGCCCCUACGAAGCGCCCGGUACCUAUGCUUUAUUGCAAUAUACAGAGACGGUUGACGGGAUCUGGUAUCCGCGAGGGGGGUUUCAAGCUAUUCUUCAAGCCCUCGCCGAUGUUGGCAGCAGAUUUGGCGUUCAGUAUCGGCUAAACAGCACGGUCGAGUCAAUCAUUGUCUCCAAAGACCACCCAAAGUCGGCCCAAGGGGUACGCCUUGCAUCUGGCGAUGAGUUAUACGCCGAUAUAGUUCUGGCAAACGCAGAUUUAGUAUAUGCUUAUAAUGAACUUCUUCCUCUCUCGCCUGAAGCCUGUGCCCUCAAACCCCGGUUGGCCUCGUGCAGCAGUGUCUCAUUCUUCUGGGCUAUAAACCGCAAGCUGCCACAUUUGAACGCGCACAACGUCUUUCUCGCGAACAAGUACAAGGAGAGUUCUGAUGCCAUUUUCAAACACCACAGCAUUCCCAAAGAGCCCUCCUUUUAUAUGAAUGUCCCUAGUCGUGUCGACCCUACAGCUGCGCCGGCUGGGAAAGAAUCCGUGGUUAUCUUGGUUCCAGUGGGCCAUCUCACCAGUACGUUGGCCGAUGAAACGCAGUCAUGGGAGCAAAGAAUCUCAGCCAUCAGGGACUUUGUGUUGGAGACUCUCAAGCUGCGAGCAGGACUAGAGGACUUAAGAUCCGACAUCCUAUUCGAGAGAUACGAGACCCCGGCUUCAUGGCAGUCUAAAUUCAAUUUGGACCGCGGUGCAAUCCUUGGGCUGUCACAUAGCUUCCUGAAUGUUCUCAGCUUCCGUCCAAAGACCAAGUACCCGGACAUAGAGAAUCUCUAUUUCGUCGGCGCAAGUACGCAUCCCGGCACCGGGGUUCCGAUCUGUUUAGCAGGGGGGAAGCUGGUUGCACAGCAGAUAAUAGUGAAUUACGACAAGGCCGAGAAGGGUUGGAAUUCAUCAAGCUUUCCAAUCAUCAUGGCCCUACUUACUGUCCUAGCUGUCACCAUAUCGCUCCUGGCGAAUCAUUUGUGUGGCAGCAGCUUGUCCAUAUACUUGCCUGAACACUAG